Molecule: messenger RNA, 2908 nt
Organism: Drosophila serrata
Lineage: Eukaryota; Metazoa; Arthropoda; Insecta; Diptera; Drosophilidae
Gene: Cep97
Product: centrosomal protein 97kDa
Biological process (GO): mRNA splicing, via spliceosome
Molecular function (GO): protein binding; U2 snRNA binding
Source: RefSeq, a predicted model, not a curated record
UGCGGUCACACUAAUAGCUAUAGUAAACAAAAAUUCAUUUUACGGCGCUAAAAAAUAAUAUAGUUUAUAACCAUUUAUUUACAAUGGCGUGGUCCUAAUUCUAAAACAAAAAACCAACCCAGCUGACGGGAAUUGGAAUAAUUAAACUGGAUAAUUUGGGCACAAGAAGCUGGAGAAUGAAAGACGGCGGCUGCAUGUGGAGAAAGGAAAAGUUGCGUUUCAUUGAUUUUUCGCUGCGACGCCAAAAGUUGCUACUUAAAAAAAGUUGAAUUGGUGCGGUAACAAGUGCUGGAAUUUUUAACACAAUGAGUGGCGACGAAAGUAGCGAGGAGAAGCACAUCCUGAAUUUAAGCAAGCAGAAGCUGAAGAAGGUGCCCAAACAGGAUGAUGCUCACAACAUACGUCAGCUUAUCCUGGAUGAGAACGAACUGCAGAAGAUUGACAACAUAGACUCGUACCUCAAGAUAGAAACGCUCUCCCUGGCCCGAAAUCAAUUACUGCGGAUGUAUGGCGUUUGCCGGCUGCACUGCCUCCGUGAACUGAACCUCUCCUUCAAUGGCAUCCUAUCGAUUGAAGGCCUUAAAGAGUGCAUUCAUUUGCGAAUACUGAACCUGGAGGGGAAUAACAUCAAGACCAUCGAGCAUCUUAACACGAACGUCAAUCUGGAAUGCCUGAAUCUGGCGGACAACAGUAUUGGCAGCAUCUCGGAUGUGUCGUAUUUGCGGAAUCUCAAGGAGCUCUAUUUGCAUGGAAAUCGUCUGACGCAUUUACGGCAAUGCGAUAAAUAUUUGCCCAUCCUGGAGACCCUAACGCUGGCCAAGAAUGGAAUAACCGAUCUGAAUGAGAUCUGUACGCUGUCGCAUUUGUGCAAUCUGAUGAGCAUUUCGAUAUCGGAUAAUCCCUGUGUCCACAUGACCAAUAGCAUGGAGGGCUUUGACUAUCGACCCUUUGUUUUAAACUGGUGCAUGAACCUCAAGUACAUCGAUGGCUAUGUGGCCCCCAUCGAAGGCCUCAAGGCCGAGUGGCUGUAUAGCCAGGGACGCGGACGUCAGUUUCGCGUGGGCGAGCAGAUAAGCUUGGCCAAAUACCUAAGCUCCAACUGCCCGUUGGUGGGUGAGGCCUUGGAGAAUGAGAACGAUCGAAAGCUGCGCUUGAUCCUGAGCAAGGCUCAACACCAUCAACGGCAGCUGCAGGAGGAGAUUAUGGAUAAUGCCAAUAGCUCGGCCAGUACCUCGCCCUCAUCCCAUCGCAAAAAGCCCACGAGUCGGAUACAGUCGCCGAGAUUUUCCCGUUUGAGUGGACGCCAGGGAUCGCCCGAAUCCAUGGCGAAUAGCUAUCAUGGGAACAGCAGCUGUAACAACAGCCUUGUCAGCGACAAUGGAUCGGCGAAUAAUUCCCUACAGAUGAGCAUCUCGCUUAUAGAAAAUAUUAAAAACGAUGGUGAUGGCUACUCGCUGGCAGGCAGCGGUAUGUCAAGUAGUGUGACCACCAAGACCUACAACUCCACGGAGUCCACACCUAGGAAUAUAACCCCCAAUCCCUAUAAUGAUCAAACCUUCAUCAGCCAAACCCCUUCUGGAGGUCCCCUGGCGGCUGCCUCGAAAAUGGUUCCCGUGCCGGAGACUUUGAUGAGUCCUGAUGUCUGUCCCGCCGCCGUUGCCCAAAGGAUGACUGUCGUGGGGGCUAUGAACUCGCAGCAGUUGCUCCACAAAUCUAAAGUCAACAAAAACAAAGACAACAAACUAAACUUACCGAGGGUUCAAAGUCCUCAGUUAAAAAGGAACCAAAGUCCCGCCAAUAGUCCGCGGAAGGUGGCUGGUAAAUCUAACCAAGAGAAGAUGCAGCAAGAGAAGCUACAGACAUCCACGAUAAUGGUAGAUGCCGGCGGUUUUAGCACUGACGACGAUGGCGGGGAACAGAUUAAUACAGAAAAGUUAAAGGCCAUCCGGAAGAUGGCAGCCCAAAAGCAACAGCAACAGCAGCAGCAGCAGAUGAUGGUAUAUCAGGAGAAGAUCAACGGAGCCAGCCAGAACUGUGCGGAACGUUUAAGCGAACACGUGACCGAGUCCUCGGCUGUGACCAUCCAAAAGAUGUGGCGUGGCUAUCAUACGCGCAAGAAGACCAACAAGGAUAUAGCCGAGAGACUGCAGAGACGACGCACGCAGGAAUACAUACAGCAACUUAGCGAAGACAUGCGCCUGACCAAGGCGCAUCUUGUAAAGGAGCGCGAGAUCCAGCAGCUGCAGAUGCAGGCCAUCAGUGCGCUGUGGAAGAAGGUGUCCACCAUGGAGGUUGUUUCGAAGGGAAUACCCGCCGCUGAUCAGAAGGAGGGCGAGCAGGACUCCAAUGGUGGUGGAUCCAGCUCCUCUGGCCACAUGAGUCUUGAUCCAAACUCGGCCUCGGUGGUUAAUGAUCUGGCCAAGCGUUGCACCAUGCUCACCGAUCAGGUGCAAAUAUUACAGAGCUCCAUUGGCACCAUUGUCAAUUGCCUGACCAUGGUGUGCAAUCUGCCCCAGGAUGCGAUCAAGAAGCAGGCCGAGAUCAUCGAUUGCAGCUCCACUCAAACGGAUUUGAUAGCUGUGCACACGCCGCAGAUAGAGGACCUCACCAACUUUCCCUUCACGAAACCAAGACCCUCAACAUUGGCCCUGGAAUCCAAGCACGAAACAAUGAGCGUCAAAAUCGAGGAACUCAACAAUGAGGUGGAACUGAAGAAGAACAACGAGCCAUCUCAACUCGAAUCCGAUGCAUAGAAGAGAACAAAUUCCAAUUAAGAAACGAUGAAACGCUUUAAGGAUCCGAUCUCGGCGCUAAUUAAUUACUUCAUGUGUAGGCUUUUUGUGUAGCUUUUGCAACAAUUUUUAGAGCUCAGUUGUGUUGAAACUUAACAGUAGCACCAGCAAGCAGA